UAGCUCGUUAUUCCCGCCGAAUAUUCCAAUCCGAGACACCCUUUCUCUCUCUCUCUAUACAUAUUAACAAACACCAUUAUAAAUAGUGAAUAAUCAAAGCGGGAGAUCGAAACAGACCCUUUUAGGGGCGAAGAGAGAUCGCGCGGAAUAGGAGCGAAUUUGGUGAGAAAAGGAGAGCGAGGAGGCUCGGGCAAUGGCUUCUCCCUGGUAUAUACCUAUGAUUCUUCUGUUACUGUGUGAUGGAAUAAGAGGGAGAACAUUGUACCCACUUCCGAGUAAGCUGGAGAAUAAAGAGAAGAGGCCCUUGCAAACAUACAGGCCAUACAACAUUGCUCACAGGGGUUCAAAUGGAGAAAUCCCUGAAGAAACUGCUGCCGCUUACUUGAGGGCUAUUAAAGAAGGUGCCGACUUUAUAGAAACUGAUAUCCUUGCGACCAAGGAUGGUAAAUUGAUAUGCUUUCAUGAUGUAACACUUGAUGAUACAACAGACAUUGCUAAUCAUACUGAGUUUGCUGAUCGUAAAAGAACCUACGAAGUCCAAGGGGAAAAUAUUACUGGAUGGUUUGUAGUGGACUUCACUCUUAAAGAACUUCUGACAUUGAGGGUGAAGCAACGAUAUAGCUUCAGAGAUCAACAGUACAAUUGGAAGUUCACAAUUAUCACAUUUGAGGAGUAUAUUUCAAUUGCCCUAGAUGCGGACAGAAUUGUUGGAAUAUACCCUGAGAUAAAAAAUCCAGUUUUUAUCAAUCAGCAUGUCAAGUGGGCUGAUGGAAAGAAGUUUGAGGACAAGUUUGUGGCGAUGUUGCUGAAAUACGGGUAUAAAGGUGAAUAUUUGUCAAAGGAUUGGUUAAAGCAACCAGUAUUCAUACAGUCCUUUGCUCCAACUUCCCUGAUAUAUGCAUCGAACAUGACAAAUUCCCCAAAGAUUUUUCUGAUUGAUGAUGUCACAAUUCCAACUCAAGACACCAAUCAGUCAUACUGGGAAAUUACUUCAAAUAGUUAUCUUCAAUAUAUAAGAAACUAUGUGCUUGGAAUUGGACCAUGGAAGGACACCAUUGUUCCGCCGGUGAACAAUUACUUGACUACUCCCACUGAUCUUGUUGCAAAAGCACAUGCUCAUGAUCUUCAGGUACAUCCAUAUACAUACAGGAACGAGAACCAAUUCUUGCACUUCAACUUUAGUCAGGACCCGUAUGCUGAAUAUGACUACUGGAUAACCAAGAUGGGGGUUGAUGGCUUAUUCACCGAUUUCACUGGGAGCCUGCAUCAUUAUCAGGAGUGGACAGAUGCUACAAAGAACCAAAAACGCGCAGAGGGAGUAUUGCGUAAGAUCGCCCACUUGGUCUCCUCUUAUGAGAGAGACUUGAGUUUUUUUUAGUUGAUUGAAUUGUCUGUGCUCCUCAAUUGCAUAAUGACAUUGUAUAAACUUCCAAUAAAGUUAUAUGCUGCUGAGUCAUUAGUUUGUCGUGUCUAUGUGUAUGUGCUAUUUUCACUUCAAUAUAAUAAAUUUUGUGGUUGUGGUGUUCUUAGUUUCUUCA
Molecule: messenger RNA, 1538 nt
Organism: Ananas comosus (pineapple)
Lineage: Eukaryota; Viridiplantae; Streptophyta; Magnoliopsida; Poales; Bromeliaceae
Product: glycerophosphodiester phosphodiesterase GDPD6
Exons: 8
Coding region: 194-1378 (394 amino acids)
Biological process (GO): lipid metabolic process
Molecular function (GO): glycerophosphodiester phosphodiesterase activity
Source: RefSeq, a predicted model, not a curated record